AUGGUCCUAAUGGGUGCAUUCUCUGAAGUUGUUUUAGCUGAAGAGAGAGCAAGUGGGAAACUCUUCGCAGUCAAAUGCAUUCCCAAGAAGGCACUGAAAGGAAAGGAAAGCAGCAUAGAGAAUGAAAUUGCAGUGCUGAGAAAGAUCAAGCAUGAAAAUAUAGUUGCUCUGGAAGACAUCUAUGAGAGCCCGAACCAUUUAUAUUUGGUCAUGCAGCUAGUGUCUGGGGGAGAGCUCUUUGACCGCAUUGUCGAGAAGGGGUUCUACACGGAGAAGGAUGCCAGCACCCUGAUCCGGCAGGUCCUGGACGCUGUGUACUACCUGCACCGCAUGGGCAUCGUGCACAGGGACCUCAAGCCUGAGAACCUGCUUUACUACAGCCAGGAUGAAGAGUCAAAAAUCAUGAUCAGUGACUUUGGAUUGUCAAAAAUGGAGGGUAAAGGAGAUGUGAUGUCCACAGCCUGCGGAACUCCUGGCUAUGUCGCUCCUGAAGUGCUGGCCCAGAAGCCCUACAGCAAAGCCGUGGACUGCUGGUCCAUCGGGGUCAUCGCCUACAUCCUGCUCUGUGGAUAUCCCCCUUUCUAUGAUGAAAAUGACUCCAAACUCUUUGAGCAGAUCCUUAAGGCAGAGUAUGAAUUUGACUCUCCAUACUGGGAUGACAUCUCCGAGUCUGCUAAAGACUUUAUUCGGAAUUUGAUGGAGAAGGACCCUAAUAAAAGAUACACCUGUGAGCAAGCAGCACGGCACCCUUGGAUUGCUGGGGAUACAGCACUCAACAAAAACAUCCACGAAUCGGUCAGCGCUCAGAUCCGGAAGAACUUUGCAAAAAGCAAAUGGAGACAAGCAUUCAAUGCCACGGCAGUGGUGCGGCACAUGAGGCGGCUGCACCUCGGCAGCAGCCUGGACAGUGCCAGUGCCAGCGUGUCCAGCACCCUCAGCCUCGCCACGCCGCUCCCCGACGCAGCCACACGGAAAGAUUCUUUGAUUGUUGAUUUUUACCUCCAGAGUCACAGAGGCCAUCUCUGAUGCCAACAGCAGUGUUCUUGCUGGGAAAACCAAACAAACAAAAAAAAUCCAGAAAAGCUCCAGCUGGCCCCUUAGCCUGCAGAAGAAGUUGUGAGGACAAGCUGCCCUUGAACUCUGUGAGCUGAAAGUCAGUAUUGC
Messenger RNA from Cinclus cinclus, 1164 nucleotides. It is a transcript of the gene CAMK1D, whose product is annotated as calcium/calmodulin dependent protein kinase ID. Gene Ontology annotation, biological process: peptidyl-serine phosphorylation. The coding region runs from base 1 to 1026 and encodes 341 amino acids. The record is from RefSeq and is a predicted model, not a curated record. Gene Ontology annotation, molecular function: calmodulin binding; calcium/calmodulin-dependent protein kinase activity; ATP binding. The transcript has 11 exons. NCBI's taxonomy places the organism in Eukaryota, Metazoa, Chordata, Aves, Passeriformes, Cinclidae. Gene Ontology annotation, cellular component: intracellular anatomical structure.